Molecule: messenger RNA, 1986 nt
Organism: Clunio marinus
Lineage: Eukaryota; Metazoa; Arthropoda; Insecta; Diptera; Chironomidae
Source: the annotation of a GenBank genome assembly
GAUUAAAAACAAAUAAAAACAGAUUAAGAGUUUAAUGAGUGUCAUGGAUGGGAGCAAGUUUAUAUUGGAUGAGUAAACAAUUGUGAAAUGAUAAGAAAGCGUUUUAAUGUGAUUCGAAUGAAUAAUACAUGAGACGAAGGAUUCGUUGUGUCAUUUCAAUUUCAAGCAACAAUAAAAAUUGUUACAGUGCACGAUACAAAAUAAGUAAAGUAAAAUUGUGAUACGGAAAGAAAAGGAGAAAAGUGAAAGAUAAUUUAACGCAACAGAAAUAAAAAAAGAAAAGAAAAAAAGAAGGAUUGUGGAUCGUAAUAAAAGAGAAGUCAAUACGAUAAUAAAUGGAUAAGAAAUUGUGAGAAGACACAACACCAUCAGUUCUCAUUCACCAAAAAUAUCAUCAAAAGAAAUUGGAUAAAUGGAAAAAGCCAAACAAGAGUCAAGAUAAGGGAUUAUGCUGUGGAAACGCCACACGAAACAUUUAAUAAUUCAACCGGGAUUACAGUCCGAUCGAAUAUGAACUACAAAAUAUACUUUUCCGAUUCCUAUGGACUCAAUAAUGCCUUCAUCGUUCAACAGUGAAAGUCACUGACUGUGAAAAAAGAUAACGUACGGCAACUAACUAAAUAUAAGAUGGAACUCCUGGGUCAUAUUCAAAACAUUAUCAUAAAAUUCUUGUUUAAUAUCCUACUAGUGAUAACACUCGUGAAAGGUCUAGGGCAAACCAAUGAGCAAGAGCCCGAAUUCCUACAGCCUUUGGAUAAUCUUACAGUGACAUCAGGUCGUGAUGUGUCGUUCACAUGUGUAGUUAAUAACUUAGGUCAACACAGGGUAGCAUGGAUCAAGUCCGAUUCAAAGGCAAUUCUAGCCAUUCAUACUCACAUGGUUGCAUUAAAUCCUCGACUGUCUGUUACGCACAAUGGACAUAAUACAUGGAAAUUACAUAUUUCACAUGUACAGCUGAAUGACAGCGGAAGCUACAUGUGUCAAGUGAACACAGAUCCUAUGAUAUCACAGUCGGGACAUUUAGAUGUCGUUGUGCCACCAGAUAUACUCAACGCACCCGAAUUAUCAGCAGACGAGAGUGUAACAAAUGAGGGCGGUAAUGUUCAAUUAAUGUGUCAGGCAACUGGUGUUCCUGAGCCGAGUGUGCAAUGGAGACGAGAAGAUGGAAGAGACAUUGUUAUUCGAAAUGAGGGCCGAGACAGGCAAAUGAUGAAAGUAAUUGAGGGAGAGAAACUUUCACUGAGCGGUGUUCAACGUAGUGACAUGGGCGGAUAUUUAUGCAUAGCAUCAAAUGGCAUCCCACCUUCAGUUUCCAAGCGCUACGAUAUUCAAGUGAACUUUCCUCCAACAGUGAAAGCCGUAAAUCAAUUGGUUGGAGCGCCAGUUGAAAGUCAUGUUCUAUUACAAUGCAUUGUAGAAGCUUAUCCGAAACCGCUUAACACUUGGUAUCGCAAUGAAGAAACAAAAUUAUAUCAUGGCGAGAAGUAUCUUGUUUCGGAGUCGAUGAUUAAUUCGUUUACAUGGCAAAUGAAUUUGACGGUGAAGAAUCUGCACAAGAAUGACUUUGCAUCUUACAUUUGUUGGAGUGAGAAUGCUUUGGGAAAGUCAGAUGGUCGGAUUCGACUGCAAGAACUUCGCUUGCCACCGAAGCCAACAACAACACCCACGCCAUACGUCUACACAACUCCCAAACCUCGAAAGAAUAAGCAGCAUCAUCAGAAGACUCAUCAUGAGAGUAAGGCUAAAGAACCACUCGGACCAAAUCAAAUACAAAGGGAGAAUGAUGCAAAUGCACAAGGCGAAGUUUUGACACAAGCUCCGGUUAAACAGAAUGGUGACAAGAACCGAAACCAACAACAAACAAGCAUCAUACCAUCACGACCGCCAUGGGUUGUUCACCACAGCAACAACAGCGUUAAAUCAAAUGGAAAUGUUUUCAAAUUCUUCUUUGUUUUCAUCUUCAUUUUACGAAUCCUUACAGAGUAA